CUCUUCUACCACCCCGUUACUUAAAGGGCGGCUCAGAACAACCCCUGCACUAUUUUUCUCUUGCAAAAAAAAAAAAAAAAAAAGAGAAUUGUCAAAAACCCUAAUCAAGAAUCUGUCUGUGAAAUCAUCUUCUAUUGUUGAUGGCGACUCUGAUACUUCUUAGAUCAUCUCGAUCUGCUCUGAAAUCUGCUGAUUUAGCUUCCAGAUGUCUACCUGCAAGUACUGGUACAACCGCUUGGACUGCUAUACCAUUGGGUCAGAGUUGCAGAUUGUUCAGCACCACAUUGUAUUCUGUUAGUCCAGAAAAGGCAAAGCGACGUGAAGCCCUAAAGGUAACCGAUGAUAUUCUCAAUUCUGAGGCCAAGCUCCGUGCUUUGUUCAAGAAGUGGCUCUCGCUUAGUCAUGUACACCAUUUUGACGUGGAAGAUAGAGAAGCUUUCGAGGAGAGGUUUGCUAUAUUUAAAGGCAAGGCUCAACGUGUCAACCAACAUUACAAAAAGGUCGAUGCCACCUACUCUUUAGGAUUAACCCCAUUUGCUGAUUUGACUAGGGAAGAGUUUGGGAGAAUGAGAUAUAAGGUCUAUCCAAAGAAAGAGGUACCAGAAAGCUAUCUAGAUGUUUAAGAAAGCUUCUGACUUGAAUUGUUGAUUGGGUUUAAGUGGUGUCUAAUUAACCAGGUUAUAGCUGGUCUUAGAUGAGGUUUCUAGUUCUGUUUUAAUUUAUGUUAUUGCUGUAGUAGUAUUGCUGCUGAUGCUAAAAAACAUCAUGACUUGAGAUGGAACUAUUAGAUGAAACUUGAUAGUAACUUUAAUUAGUAUUUGGUUUGAGACUUUUUUAUUCUUCUGUUAUGCACAUUAUAAAUAAGCACUUUUCUUUUCUUUUGCCAUUA
Molecule: messenger RNA, 889 nt
Organism: Papaver somniferum (opium poppy)
Lineage: Eukaryota; Viridiplantae; Streptophyta; Magnoliopsida; Ranunculales; Papaveraceae
Product: probable cysteine protease RD21C
Exons: 4
Coding region: 141-623 (160 amino acids)
Source: RefSeq, a predicted model, not a curated record